AAUUGUUUAAUUUUAAAUAUUAGUCUAAAAUUUUCCUCUGAAGAUCAUGGAGAAUUUGUUCAGGAUAGCCGUUCUCCUGUCCAUGAGUUGUACCAUCCUUUCCGUAGAUAUUGAAAUAAUCAACAAGGAGGAACCCGUACGUUGGUAUGAGGCCAACUCUUCAACGCUUACUGUAUGUAGGUGGCAACAUGUUGAUAUGGAAAACACAACAAUCACAAGAGAACUGGUCAGAUGGAAGGGAAUUAUGAUGGAAAGCAAAGAUGACCCAUCGAAUACUUUUGUAUACUCGGGUUCACCAAUUCCGGAAGAAAGACUGUCCGUGAUCACAGACUUCGAAACAAUGACAUCCGAGUUACGAAUACUUAACGUUAAAAUUACCGAUCCAACAACCUUCUCUUGCGAAGUUGAAGUCAAUCAAGUCGUCGACGACACAGAUUAUCAUGUUGCAUAUUACGCGAUCCCAGAAGUUACCGUCGAGGACGGUAACAUGAACACAACAGUCAUGCCUGCUGCCCCACCAACCUCCGAGGAAACACCAACAGAAGCAGCAGAGACAGACAACUACGAGUAUUCCGAUACUUACGGAAGUGAAUAUGGAAACUCAGAUUCAACGGAUACCAAUUCGGACGGGAGUGAAUCCUUACCCUCCGAUUACAUGGCGCAAGAAGCAGCUUCUAACAGCACCACCGUCUCAUCAGCUCCCAACAUCACAGUGUUCUGCUCAGUCGUUAAUUCUUUCCCGGAACCAGUUGUGGAAUUUAUUGUCGGAAAAGGCACAGCUGAUAGUGAAACCUUUGCGCCAACGACAAACAAUAUCGUCCAGGACUCAACUACCAAGUAUUUCAGCGGACAAGCAAAGCUGGUCAUCAAGCCUGAUAAAAAAUACGACGGAAAGAAAGUCUCGUGCAGAGUCACCUUACCAACCCAGGACGAAGCUACAGUACAAUGGUCACCAGAAGAAUCCUCGCCCAUAACAGUCUACCAUAUGAACUCGAAGGCCGAAUUGCAAGUUGACAAACAAAACCCAAGUGAAGGCGAGACUGUCACACUCAGAUGCAUUGCAGAUGGAAACCCACAACCAGAGCUCUCAUUGAAGCCAGCAUCAGGCUCAGAAGUCAGCCCUGGCGAAUUUGUCUUCGACUCCAUCUCCAGAGACGAUUCAGGGGAAUACAAAUGCGUUGCCACAUCUCCAAACCCAACAGACCCAACCCAAACAUUGGAAAAUGAAAGCGAAAGUGUUUACAUCAACGUUCAAUACCUCGAUGUUCCAAACUUAAAUCAAGCCGGACCACUCACCCUGGACAAAGGAGCCGCAUUGUCUCUUACGUGCCAAGCAGCCGGAAACCCAUCGCCCUCGUUCAUAUGGAAAAAGAACGGUAAAAAGGUUGGAGACGGAUCAUCAUUUACUAUCGCCUCUGUUGGAUAUAAUGACGCUGCAACCUACGCUUGCGUGGCUUCGACUGGCGUUACAGAGCCGACAGAGGCCACCGUUCGAGUUAAUGUCGAAGGGGCAUGCACAGCUGUUCUCACAGCUCCAGUGAUUUCUUCCUCGACCGUACCUGGAAAACAUCUCGUCAGACUUGCAUGCACCAUUACAGGUCAACCUCGUUGCUCAGUCGAUAUUAGAUCAGAGGACAAGCUCACAGCAACGGGAACCAAAACCAGAGUGAAUGACACUUAUGCCACCCUUCAAUACGAUGCUCUACCCACUCUCUCUGAAUCAACACAGUUCUUCUGCUACGCUUCAAAUAGCGUCGGGGCUCAGAAUGUCAGUUUUACCAUUGGUGAUAGCACUUCAGCGUGCUGCCAAGCACCGAAGACAGGAGGCCUCGGAACUGGAGCUAUUGUCGGAAUCAUCAUUCUGGUCCUUGUGGUUAUUGUGGGGAUCCCAGUUGCUUGUUACUUAGUCCGAAAAAGAAACGCACAACCAAAGAAGAAAACACCCAGUGACGCCGAGAACGCAGACAAAGAAGAGAAAGAAGGAUUAAACAAAGACGCUUCAUCUGAGGAUUCGGCGAGUACGGGGUCUCUCCCCCCACCACCCGCAGACAUGAACGACCAUCGGCUCGACAGCGCCCAUGAACUGACGACGUUCUCAACAAAUAAAGAACAGAAGAGCCCUGAGAAAUCUUCCUAAUUAGAAUACAAUCAACCGCAAGAGGUCUGAUUAAAUCUUCACAACAAAGAGGAAGAAAUUUUUACGAACUAGGAAAUAACAUUAUUAUGUGACAAUCGGGAUUUUUUUGAUUCAUUUUAACCUUUGACACAAGUUUGAAAGUUUUUUUAUGCAGAUUAUCGUAAUUCGAUUUAACAUUUUAAUUAAAAAAAAAUGCCUUAUUUCGAUAACGACGAUUUGUUGAAUGUUCAACUUGGGUGAUUUUAUUUUAUUUUUUAUUAUUUCAACGCAUUAUUACGUAACAAUCACUGCUAAAAUGCAAAUUCCCGCUCUUUUUUUAAGUUUGUGCUGGCCGAGAAUGUUGACAAGGGCCAAAAUAUAUUGGUACAGUCCGUUUGUGCGAAUACCGUUUGCGCGAAAAUGGACUUAAAGAUGGGAAAAAAUGAUUCCAUGAUAUGAUUUGGAUUCGUAUACAGUAUAUGAAUAAAAUAUGAAAUGGUGACCUCAGCAAAUUUUUUAAUAUAUGGGUCAAUGUGAGUAUAUGCAGUGGUAAGAAAAUAAAAACUCGUAAAAGCUUCUCCAUAUCGGCUUGUUUAUAGCGAAUAUAUUAAAAUACUUCAUAAGACAAACUAAUAGUUCGCGCAAACGGUUUUCGCGCAACUGGCACAAUCCUAAGAUAUAUUGCAUUAAACGUCAUGUCUAUUGAUACUUAGUCUACAAGAAACGUUUAUAAUGUCUGAGCCAAUCCAUAAACCAGGCCUAGUACACUUUUUCUGUAUAUUGGUAUUGUUUUUUUUAUUUCAAAAACGCAUAUCUGGCCCACUUAUUGAAUCACAAUGCCACCCACAUCUAAAAACGUACCAAUGGACAAUUUUUAUGCCUUUUUUUUCAUUUUGUUGGAAUUUUUUUUUGAAUCCCGUACCGUUUUCAUAAUUGGCUCAAAUUUUCCAAGUUCCAGAUGGAAAACAGCCAACUGAUACUAUUUUAGUAUCCGCUACAUGUAAUAUUCAAAAUAUGAUCUCAUAAGUGACUUUCCUUCGGAGGUCUGGUUUUUCGAAUCUCAGAAAUAGUCACAAAGGAUGAAAUCUACCAAUUAAAUUCAUGCAUCUGAAACAAAUAAUCGUUUUAACUGAUUCAAUACUCGCAUGGACUGGUAACAUGACCAGAGACCAUGGUUCGCCAUACGAUGAAGUCAUCUUCUCGGCAUUUUCAUCCCACGGGAUAAAUUUUAAAAUCUCACCCUAUCUUUAAUAUAAAAACUUUUUGACAAUUUGAUAUGAUUUGACAUAUUUGUUUUCCCAGACAUCAAUUUUUUUUAUCUGUAACACUUAAAUAGGUCCAAAAUGUAAAAUAACCAGAGGAACUCAGUUGCAUUUAUCGCUUAUCAUGUUUAGUUAGCUACAUAUGUAAUCAAGGCUUGAAUGAAACUUUAUUUUUUGAUUCAAACUUGAAGAAUUUCGCCCGACUUCCAACUAUGUUUAUAAUACUUUUACCCACAAUUUCUGUAAAUUUUCUGUGUUUUUGUCAAAAAUGCCAAUUAUUGUUUAUUAAAAAGUCGUAUUUUGUGUGUAAUCAAUUUAAAACGUCAUUUAUGACGUCAUAUCUAGAAUCUGUAAGAUAAUUUCACGUAAUCAAAUCAUUACGUCAUAUUCGGUAUCGUAAUUUUGCGUUUUGAUCAACUUUUUGUUACGUCAUUCACGUCAUUACGUCAUGACUGACAUUGCCGAAGCUGGUCUUCCACGCAAAGUCAAUUAUUUUUUGGAAUCUUGUGCUGGUUUUAGUUUAGAGUAGAAAUAUUAGCUAGUUAUUAUGGAUUGCCUAUUAUUAUUGUAUAUUUGUUUACUUUACCAAUCACGUAAUACUUUUCAUGAUAAAAUAAACUGGUACGAUUUUCAAGACGCAGAAAACAAAAACCCCAACCCAAACAUUUGUCACCCGGAGAAACUUUUUUGCAUUUUUAUGCAAAGAUACGGUUUAUCGGUUCAGCAAUUUUUCACCGUUGAUGGUUGUGCGUUUUAUUGGCCGAUGUAUGUUCCCAAAACUGGCGCAAAUGUGUAAAUUACCAAAAACUCGUUUUUUUUUAAUAAAUAGUUGCCCAAUAAAAAAACCUAAAUUUGCUUCGAUAUGUAAAAUAUGUGGACCGCCGCGCGGUCUGCUUAUUCUACAUAUCGGACCAAAUCACAUAUCCAAACAAAAAAUUAUUUUUCAACAAAAUAUGUACAACGCUAUGAUCUCACGUUAAAUUUGAUUCAUCAUUCCUUUUUAUCAAUUCAUGAAUUCGGAGAUUUAUCAAUAUUCUUCGCGGAACAAACUAUGAACAUUAUUACACCAAUAUAUUUGCGAUCAUUUAAAGCUCUUUCCUGUGCUGUUUAUGCAUUUCAACCGAUGCAUGUCACCGAUGUAUUUGCGGUCAUUUAAAGCUCUUUCCUGUGCUGUUUAUGCAUUUCAACCGAUGCAUGUCACCGAUGUAUUUGAGGUCAUUCAAAGCUUUUUCCUGUGUUGUUUAUGCAUUUCAACUGUUUCAACUUUAUUCCUAACACCUUCACAAAUCAAAUCGUUAAAAUUGAUCGUACACUAACAAUAUUUUUUGCUGACUUUUCUGCACAUUUUGAAACGUAAAACAAGUGUUUGUCCUGACCUUACAUUAUUUUGAACUGAAAUCAAUUUUCGACAUAGAAUCACUAUUUUACAGAAAUAAAAGUUAUUUCAAAUAUCCUAAAUACCAACUCUGGCUUUUAUUUUUAUUGCUUUGUGAAAUAGAUUUCACGUUUUUGUACAUAGUAGUAGAAAAGUGUACAUUUUCAGUGUACAAUUUAAAGUAUACAAUUUUCAGGUCUUGCAAGUAAACGCCGUAACCUUUUAAAUGAGGCCAAACAGGAGUGCGAUGUGAAAAUACAACCCAAAUUCUUAUUAACUUUAAAUAAAAUCCUCCUUGCGCGAACAUAAUACCCUAAACGGCGUGUGACAUACCUGCUUGGUUGAAAAUUGAGUAGGUUCCGAUUUGAACUAAAUGCGUGUUUCAAGAAUUCCUUUACGCACCAUGCAGACUUUUUUAAUCAAAUCAAAAUUUCACGUAGCAUUUUUAUUGGAUGUAUUUUAGCAUUUACGGCGUUUACUUCACUAGACUCCAUUUUUCAAUCUAAUAUGGAGAUCAUCCUAGGCAACGUUCAUCGCUUACAAGGAUCCCAAAACUGAUCACAUUUUUGCUGUUUUCACCUGACUAUUAUGCUUGAAUACAUUCGUAACUUCAGCUACAUUUUCGAACAGUCAUUGUACAAUGUUCAAUACAGUGGUUCUCAAACUUUUUAAGCCGGGCACCCCAUCUUAUAAUUUGUCAAGUCUCGCCUCAAAAAGAACUAGCUAACAAUAAGCUACAAAUAACAGACAUUAAGGCGAAAGUAUGUUUUAUUCAAAAAACACAUUGAAAAUACGUGAAUGGAACGUAAUAACCAAAAUAAGGUGGGCAAUCUAACAAAUGUAUUUAUUUUUAAUUAGAUUCCCCCCCCCCUUUAAAAAAUUGUCUACACCCCCCCCCAAUUGUGGGUCGCGCGCCACCGUUUGAGAACCACCGGUUUAAUAGAAUAAUUCAAUUAGCUUUUGCUAGCUGUGUACCUAUAUGUACAAACUUCUCAAAAUACCUGGCAACAGCAUUUGUAACUUUGCCUUAAAUUUCAAGACGAAUCCACCAAAAUUUCAGAUUACUUUUUGAAAAUCUGAUAUUGAUGACGUCAUCGAUUCAAUAGAUAUGAUGUCAUAAAUUGGAUAGACAAAAAUUGUAAUAACUUUGAUAAAAAGAUGACGUCACGUACAAUUAAAAUUACGUCAAAUUCAAAUAUGAUAACGUCAUAAGUUUAAUCAAGAUGACGUCAUAAUUUAUCGAUAAGAUAUCCAAUACCUUAACUCCAGAUUCAUGUCAGCAAAAAUGAAUUGUAAGAUAUCAAGUACAACGCUUUGUAUUUUUAGUUAGUGAUUAUACGCAUUUUUCUUUUUAUUUUGUUUUUGCUUUUAACCGUACGAACUCGUAAAACAGAAAUUCAUCAUUAAAAUGGGGGAACACUGAAAAAAUCCGCGUGGAAUUAUAUGAUGAUAAAUUUCUGUUGAAAUUAAAUUUGCCUUGUUUCACACAUGUUUUUUAAUUUGUGGAAAGAAAUGACGUAAAGGUGACGUCAUAAUUUGCCGACGACGUCAUAUUAACCAAAAGAUGGGACGGAGAGCCAUUUCCAUUGUGAUCAGAGGGCGUAGAUUGAUUUGAUUCCGUGUAUUUCAUAAAUCGCACAAAUAAAAUCUUUUUGGUAAAA
This is a messenger RNA of Styela clava, 6414 nucleotides long. RefSeq lists its product as uncharacterized. Gene Ontology annotation, molecular function: cell adhesion molecule binding. Gene Ontology annotation, cellular component: cell-cell junction; plasma membrane. Gene Ontology annotation, biological process: cell-cell adhesion. Lineage: Eukaryota; Metazoa; Chordata; Ascidiacea; Stolidobranchia; Styelidae. The record is from RefSeq and is a predicted model, not a curated record.